CGCCACUCUCCACAGCAAUCCGACCACACCGCAUUCACGGCCGGGUAUCCUGUUGAACUUGAGGGGGAGUAGAGAUUAGCAGGUAGACAGGUUCCACCUUUUGUGGAGCUGGCACUGAUUGAGGGCUUUGCCUCUUUCAGACACUAUUGGUUGAUUCUGCAAGGAGGUCACGAUGGAUCGACCGGGCUGGCGUUCAGAAACAUACUUUGUAAAGCCACUUGUCCUAUGCGUGUAAACAUUUUUGAAAUGUACGAGCUUCAACGGGGUUUCUCGAUCGAAGGGGCAUGGACCAGCUACAUCGCCCGCUAUCAUGCUCCUGCGCGUAAGCGAAGGGAUUGAGGCCCUUUGCUUGAUUUCUUGGACGUCCAAGUCGAAGGCUGUCUCCCAAUAGCAGUAUGGGUUUCUGGUCGUAAGUCGUGCAACGCACGCAAUGGCUCUGACAUGGGCCGCCUGCCUACAGUUUCCGGAGGUGCUCUCUGUAGCACCAUCAGUGUUCGGAGGGGGGCCUCGGAAACCCAACGCAAACCUCAGCCCCCGUCGUUGUAGUACCAAAGCUGAUGGCUGUUCUUCCUUCAUGGGAACUUCUUCUAAUUUUGUCAUGCGUUUUACUUCUACAAGGAGCAAUGCCCAAUUGAAGCCCAGCUCUGCUCUCACAAAUACACCCUACUGCAAUCCCGUCGCUUCCAAUGAGUUCGUGGGAGUUGCGAAUACAAUUGGGCUCCCAAGUCAACAUUGGCGGGAAACUGUAGCGCAGGGCCAGGGAAACAGUCACAAGAACCACAGAUCUUUCAGGCAUCGCUCAUUGAGCAAUGCGGGCAGUAGCGCGAAGCAGAGAUCUCCCAGCGUCCGUUGCUCGUCGAGCUCCGACAGCAGCGACAAGCAGACGCCGCCAGGGACUAUGAGCGACGGCGGCGCGGCGUUCUUCGAGAGCCUCUUGGAGACGAGCCGGAAGCCGCCGCUCGGGCUGGAAGUCGAGGAGCUGAAACUAGACGCGGAGAAGAACAAGGAUGAGGGCUUUGGCGACGAGGAGACGCGGGAAGAUGCCGCGGUUCUGGGGUUGAAGCAUGGGUGGAACAAAGACGGGGGGGAGGGGAACGGGGCUUCGGAAGCGGAGUUACAGGGUGCCGAGGACGGGGGUAGAAAGAACGGAAGUGGCGGUGCCGCGCCAGGUGGCAGCCACUCAUUGGCUGCGGGGCAGAAGGAGGGAGAAGUAGGUGGUGGAGCUAACGGAGGCCAAAGCGCAAAGUUGGGUGCGACAGUGGGCUCAGGCGGGGGGUCAGGAAGCUCGGGGUCAGUCCCCCCUCCGGACGAUGUUUUCUACGUGGUGGAGAGUUCGAAGGAUGCGGGCGUGGAUUACCUGGGGGAGAGCACCAAGUUUGAUAUGAAUAUGCGGGACAUACGGACACCAUGGCUCCGCAAGUUCGAUGACGUGGAUCUGAGCUCUGAGAAGGAAGCAGCCGCUGAGGCGGAGAAAGCAGAGAACAUGCUCCGGAACUUGGGACUGCCGACGCACUUCCCGCAGGGGCAGGCGUCGCGCGGCAUCUUCUGCAGCCGCACCGUCAAUCUGCGCUCCAUUACGACCAUAGGCUAUGACAUGGACUACACGCUUAUACACUACAACGUGCGGCAGUGGGAGGGGCGAGCGUAUGAGUACGGCAUGGAUAACCUGCGGCGGCUGGGGUACCCCGUUGAGGGUCUGGAAUUUGACCCGGACCUGGUAAUUCGGGGCUUGAUCAUGGACAAGGAGCGGGGCAAUCUGGUGAAGGCGGACCGGUUCGGGUACGUCAAGAGGGCCAUGCACGGGACGCGCAUGCUCAGCAACCGGGCAAUCAGCGACGUGUACGGGCGGGAGCUGGUGGACCUGCGCAAGGAGGGCCGCUGGGAGUUUCUGAACACUCUGUUCAGCGUGAGCGAGGCAGUCAUGUACAUGCAGAUGGUCGACCGGCUAGACGAGGGCCUCUUACCUCCCGACGUUGGGCGCACCGAUUACCAGGGCCUGUAUCAGGUCGUCGCGAAGGCCCUGUUCCGAGCGCACGUUGAGGGACAGCUCAAAGCGGAAAUUAUCAACGACCCAGAGCGUUACGUCGAGUUGGACCCCGACCUACCCACCACGCUGUUGGACCAGAAGCAGGCGGGGAAGCGAUUGCUGCUGAUCACUAACAGCGACUACCAGUACACCAGCAAAAUGAUGUCGCACUCGUUCGACCGGUUCCUGCCGAAAGGCAUGGUCUGGCGGGACCUCUUUGACAUGGUUAUCAUCUCGGCACGCAAGCCCGACUUCUUCCAGAAGAACCAUCCCUUGUACGAAGUGGUCACGGAGGAUGGGCUUAUGAGGCCGUGCUUCAAGGCAGUCUCAGGUGGGCUCUACUGCGGCGGGAGCGCUCACAUGGUCGAGAAGGCGCUCGGAUUCUCGGGCGACGAGACGAUGUACGUCGGCGACCAUAUCUACACUGACGUCAGCGUGUCGAAAGUGCACCUGCGCUGGAGGACGGCUCUCGUGUGCCGGGAACUAGAGCGGGAGGUGGACGCGCUGGCGUGCGGGCGUGCGCACCGCGAGCGGCUGGUGCAGCUGAUGAACCAGAAGGAGCGCGUGGGGGAUCUGUUCAACCAGCUGCGGCUGGCGCUGCAGAGGCGGGGCAACGGGCGGGACGCACAGACGCACGAGGCGACGGCGCUGAGCGAGAAGGAGCUGACGAAACAGAUGACGACACUCCUGCUGCUGAUGGAGCAACUGGACAAGAAGAUCGUGCCGAUGCUUGAGGUCGACGGAGAGUACUUCAACAAGAGGUGGGGCUACCUAUCAAGAGCCGGGCUAAAUGACAAGAGCCAUCUAACACGCCAGAUCGAAAAAUACGCUGACAUUUACACUUCCCGAGUCUCCAACUUCCUGCGCUACACACCGUUCAUGUACUUCAGGUCACCUAACCAGUCCCUUGCUCACGACCGGAGCGAACUCUGGCCCGAGAGCAGCCUCCCCCACAAGCCGCCCCCCCCAGAAGAAAACGCCGCCUCGUGGGAAGCCAUUGCUUUCUCCGGAGAACCAGGAGAUCUGCUAAUUGCAGCCGAUGAGCGGCAAAGAGUCGCCACUGGGGGGUGAAAAACGUCGCUCUUUGGAGCGGGGGGAGGAGCUUUGUGUGUGUGUGAACAGAUUUGUUCUGUACCUGCGAUAGAACAACAAUGAUUAUUGUUUGCCAUCCGUCGGCGAGGUUGCUGAUUCUGGCAAGAUGGAGGACGACUCAACAACCAUUUUUAACCCUAAGCACAACCUACAUGAGAAUCGACGCUGUGGAAGGGGUCGGCGGCUUGAAGCAAGAAGUACCUUUUCUAUGUUUGCGGAUGCCGUUUUGAGAAGUCAGAUUUAGCGGGCCAAUCUUGCUUACACGACGUAAAGGUUGGUGUUGACUCGAGACCUGUUGCUAUUUUUGCAAACCGCUUGUGGGCAUCGCAGUCAGUCAACGGGCUGACGCCUACAGCUUGUACAGCUUCAAUUCAAUAAGAAGGUCUCGUGUGGUAUUGCUCAGCGUCCACUCUUGAUUGACAACAAAGCUCCGACAUGACGGUCAGGCCCGCAUAAGCACUUUCAAGCCGGCACAGAACUUCAGUGAUG
Molecule: messenger RNA, 3607 nt
Organism: Klebsormidium nitens
Lineage: Eukaryota; Viridiplantae; Streptophyta; Klebsormidiophyceae; Klebsormidiales; Klebsormidiaceae
Source: the annotation of a GenBank genome assembly